AUGGAGUGGGAACCGGCGGAACGAUCGUGGGACGAGGACCGAUCAUAUGGAUGGCACCGUUGGGAUUAUUCACGGAAGUAUCUCAUCCAGUCAGAACGGUUCCGAGCGGCGAAAGGGACUGCGAUCGUGGGACCGCGAUCAGGGGACCGCAAUCUGGCGUGGACCAUGCCCUGA
Molecule: messenger RNA, 174 nt
Organism: Peronospora matthiolae
Lineage: Eukaryota; Oomycota; Peronosporomycetes; Peronosporales; Peronosporaceae
Source: the annotation of a GenBank genome assembly